AUGUUUCUAUUUCGAACUGUUAUUCGAGAUAUAUACGAACAAUUGCUUGCUUAUCAAUGUCAAAAGCGUGUGACUGUAUAUCGUGGUCAGGUCUUAUCGAUAGUCGAAUAUAAAAAGUUAGAAAAAUCAUGUGGAUCAAUCAUUUCAUUGAAUUCAUUUUUAUCGACAUCCUUAAAUCGUAUAAUAGCCGAAGGAUUUGUUCAACGAAAUAUGCAUUUAUGUGCAUCGGGCGAUUAUGUAGCUGUUAUUUUCGAAAUUGAAGCUGAUCCUGCUGUGGUUUGUAUGAAGAACGAUAAAACAAAAAAAAAUCGACUACCAUUUGCACAAAUUGAUGAAUUAAGUUAUUAUGGUGAAGGAGAAUCUGAAGUAUUAUUUAUGCUUGGUUCUAUAUUUCGUUUGAAUGAGAUUAUUUCUCAUGAUCAAUCAUCAUCAUCAUCAUCAUCAUCAUCAUCAUCGUCAUUAUUAUUAUCAGCUGAUGCAACAACGUCAAUAAUCAUUCGAAUGACAUUAUGUAGUGAUGAUGAUGAUAAUGAUCUCAAACAACUGUAUGAUCACCAUCUGAAGAACGAAUACGACAGAAAGGAAACGAAUCUUCUCUCUUUUGGUGACGUGUUAAGAAACAUGGGAAAAUUCGAUUUGGCCGAAAAGUACUAUUGUCGAUGGUUGAGCGAACUUCCAUCGAAUGAUCCCUCCCUUGGUGUGUUGUAUCAACGUCUUGGUAUGGUUGCUAAUGCGAAAGGUGAGCAUAAUACGAGUCUCGAAUGGUACCAGAAAUCACUCGAGAUUACUGUCAAAACUCGUCCAUCCGAUUAUGCCAAUAUUGGUAUCACACACAACAACAUCGGUAAUGUUCAUCGAAAUAAAGGUGAUCGUGGUCGAGCACUCGAAUCGUACAAUCGAGCCGUGUCACUCUUCAAACAAGCACACGAUGAGAGUCACCCACAUUUGGCCUCCUUUUACAACAACAUUGGCACUAUCUAUCAAAAAGAGAAGAAGUAUUUUGAAGCGCUCGAAUUCUAUGAGAAGUCACUUGCUAUAGAUAAUAAGCAUUUACCACCGGAUCAUCCUGAUUUGGGUACGUCGUACAACAAUAUUGGCACUGUUCAUCGAGGUCUCGGUCAUUAUGAUCUCGCAUUGGAUCAUUGCAAUCGAUCACUUAAAAUCAGAUUGAAGUCACUUCCUGCUCAACAUCCCAGUAUUGCAAUGACCUACGAGAACAUUGGUCUUGUGUAUGAAGACAAGGUUGAAUUAAAACAGGCAUUGACAUAUAUGAAGAAGGCUCAAACAAUCUAUGAAGUAGCAUUACCAUUUAAUCAUCCUUACGUAGUAAAAAUUAAGAAUGAUGUUAAAAGAGUAGAAGAUAAAUUUUAA
Molecule: messenger RNA, 1371 nt
Organism: Rotaria socialis
Lineage: Eukaryota; Metazoa; Rotifera; Eurotatoria; Philodinida; Philodinidae
Source: the annotation of a GenBank genome assembly